UCUAUCUUUCUCUCUUCUUUGUUUAUCCUUCUUCUUGCUCCAUCUCAAACCUAAGGCCUUCUUCUUCCUCUAUCUCAAACCCUAAGAAAAGAGAUAAGAAGCGAAAGAUGAUUGUAGUCCCAAGUAGAGCAUCAUAUUCAUGGCAGAACACUGACGAGGUGGAAUUUGAUUGGUCAGAUAUGUUGCACGGUGUUAACAACAAAAACUUGCAUCAGUUACCUAAAUUUCAGGUUUUUCCGUCUCAGCAUCCAGCCGCAGCAGUAGCAUCACAAGGACAUGCACGCCCUGUCACACCACAAUUUUUUCCAUCUCAGGAUACGGCGGCAGCAGCAGUUCGUUACGGUGCUUCUAUAAGUAACCCCCUGCACCCUGUUAUGCGACUCCUUUUGCCAGGCCAAAGUUUAAAUUUUCCUCCAGCCUGUGGCUCACAUGCUCCGAUGCUACCUCGUCCGAAUCCUCCUUUUGUGUCAAGCCAUGCUCCAAUACUACCUCGUCCGAAUCCUUCUUUUGUGUCAAGCCAACAUCCACCUGCUGUUGGAUAUUCUGAUUUGAUCAAUUCACUCAUGGCCCAAGGUGUAAUAUCAUUAGCGAAUCAAGCUCCUACACAGGAUUUUGUUGGCAUUGGCAUUGAGUUUGAUCCGGAUAUUCUGAAGGUUCGUCAUGAAUCUGUAGUCAGUGCCUUAUAUGGUAAGCUUCCUAGACAGUGCAAAACUUGUGGCCUAAGAUUCAAAUCACAAGAUGAGCAUAGCAGUCACAUGGAUUGGCAUGUGACUAAGAACCGUAACCGUAUUAGUAUGUCUAAAAACCAUAAGCUGAAACCCUCUCGCAAGUGGUUUGUCAGUGAGACGAUGUGGCUCAGCGGUGCAGAGGCAUUGGGAACUGAAUCAGCUCCAGCUCCAGGUUUUUUGCCAACUGAGGAAAAGAAAGAAAACAAAGAGUUGGCAGUUCCUGCUGAAGAGGACCAGAAAACAUGCUCUCUAUGUGGAGAACAUUUCGAUCAGUUUUACAGUGAUGAGACAGAGGAUUGGAUGUACAGAGGAGCUGUUUACCUUAAUGCGCCCAAUGGAAUAAUAACAACCGGCACGGACAGGUCACAGUUAGGCCCCAUUAUUCAUGCUAAAUGCAGAUCUGAAUCUACUACAUCCCCAUCUCAAGAUUUUGUGAUGGAUGGAGAAGGCAAUCAAGGAAAACGUAUACAGCAAGGCACAUAUGAUGAAGGCAAUCAAAGAAAACGAAUGCGAACCAAUUUUUCGCAAAUUCAUCCUUUUUAG
Molecule: messenger RNA, 1271 nt
Organism: Trifolium pratense (red clover)
Lineage: Eukaryota; Viridiplantae; Streptophyta; Magnoliopsida; Fabales; Fabaceae
Product: polyadenylation and cleavage factor homolog 4-like
Exons: 2
Coding region: 108-1271 (387 amino acids)
Biological process (GO): termination of RNA polymerase II transcription
Cellular component (GO): cytoplasm; mRNA cleavage factor complex
Molecular function (GO): RNA polymerase II complex binding; mRNA binding
Source: RefSeq, a predicted model, not a curated record